Messenger RNA from Acanthochromis polyacanthus (spiny chromis), 2259 nucleotides. RefSeq names its product potassium channel, subfamily K, member 6 (gene kcnk6). Gene Ontology annotation, cellular component: membrane. Gene Ontology annotation, molecular function: potassium ion leak channel activity. The transcript has 3 exons. Gene Ontology annotation, biological process: potassium ion transmembrane transport; stabilization of membrane potential. The record is from RefSeq and is a predicted model, not a curated record. NCBI's taxonomy places the organism in Eukaryota, Metazoa, Chordata, Actinopteri, Pomacentridae. Bases 310 to 1263 code for a protein of 317 amino acids.
AGACAGAGAUGGGGUUUGUCAGGUGACUUCUUAGAAGAUCAGUUGGAUGUUGGAUCAUCUCAGCACCAGAAUAAAGCACCAUAACUUUGUGAUAUAACAACAAACGGACUUUGAGCUUCUUACAGGAUCCAGGAUACAGCUCCAGGACUCUGCUGAGGACACACCUUCCCGGUUCCACGGUGGGAGGAGGACGCACCAGCGAGGAGGGUUCAAGUUCAAUUAGGACGGCCCCCCAAAAAAGUUCCAGCACAAAGAGAGCGAAGCGUCCAGAGCGGCAGAGGGAAGAAGCUCCGCGGAUGUUACUGCACCAUGAAUUCUGUGGGCAAGUCGUGGCUGCUGCUGACGGGUCUGAUCGUCUUCUACAUCAUCUACCUGCUGUUCGGAGCGCUGGUCUUCUCCACCAUCGAGCGGCCGGUGGAGGAGCAGCUGCGCCGCGACAUGGACGCGCUCAAACAGGAGUUCCUGAACCAGAGCUGCGUCAGCGCCGCGUCGCUCGAAAACUUUCUGGUCCGAGUGCUGACGGCCAACAAGUACGGGGUGUCCGCGCUCAGAAACUCCUCCGUCACCUCCAACUGGGACCUGGCAUCCUCCAUGUUCUUCGCCAACACUCUGGUCACCACAGUGGGUUAUGGUCACACCACCCCUCUGUCCGACACCGGUAAAGUGUUCUCCAUCGUCUACGCUUUAAUCGGCGUCCCUUUCACCAUGCUGGUGCUGACGGCCUGCGUCCAGAGGAUCAUGUACCCGCUGGUCAUCGCUCCGGUCUGUCUGCUGCAACGUUCAGGCCUGGAGCCUCGGCCGGCCACCGUCGUCCACUUCCUCCUGCUGCUGGUUCUGGUGGUCCUCUGCUUCUUUCUGAUGCCGGCGGCAGUGUUCAGCGCGGUGGAGGUUUCCUGGAGCUUCCUGGACGGCUUGUACUUCAGCUUCAUCUCCCUGUGCACCAUCGGACUCGGGGAUUUCGUGCCGGGGAUGCAGCCGAGGCAGAAGUACCGUCCGCUGUAUCAGGUGGCUGUCAUGGUCUACCUGUUCGUGGGCCUGAUGAUGAUGUACCUGCUGCUGCGAACCUUCCACAAGAUGUCCGACCUGCACGGCCUCACUUCCUUCCUGCAGCUGCCUCGCUGUGAGGAUUCGGACAUGGAAGAGGAGCGCGAGCCCAUUGUGCACGAGGAUAGCCGGACAGCAAAUAACAUGACCGAGAAAGCCGCCAGCAAACCUCUGGAUCCUGGAUCGCAGCCGUCAUACAACACCAUUAACAAGGGCUGAAGAAGAUCCACGAAACGGCAGGACUGGAGGGAUGGAUCUGAAAUCUUGUCUUGAUUUUUUUUUUUUUUCAUUUCAAACACCCAACUGAAUUGAGAUUGAGUUUUCAGAACCAAACACUUUGCGUAUGAAAGGGCGACGCUAACGUGACUAUGGCUAAAACGCACAGAUGCUCUUGGCGGUGAGUUCGCUGCCUCAAGAUCGCACUCAAAGGGCCAAAAAACCCCAAACCAGCUCUUGAUACAUGUCUGGUUAUUUUCAGAUCACAUUUUUGUCUUGUGCUGGGACUAACAAGCCUUGUCUAUAUGUUCAAUGUGCUCAAACUAAACGUUUUACACCUUUAAGUGCCUUCGUAUUUAUGUUUGCCAGUUAAAACACCUCCAGACUAGUUACCAAACCGUCGACAAAGAGUUCAAAUUUGCCUUGACGUACUUUAACUGAAACUUAAGCUUGUUCCUCAAAUUAAAGGUCGAAUGUGGAUUCCUAUCGAGCAUUUCAAACAACGGGGCGUGUUGUUUUUUUUUCCCUAUUUAUCACAUCUCAGAAGUGAAAUAAGUCGCCUUCCUUUGUCUGAAACCACAUUCAAGCCUCAGUGUUCCUCAGUAGAUCUGCAGUUUUGCUUUACGGUGCUUCCCCCUGGUGUCCGUCUUCACAUAAUGCAGCUUCGUGUCACUGCACUUCCAAAAAAAAAAACAGCGGCAAAUAGGUUAAAAGGGUUUAAAUUAAGAUGUUUAUUAUUUAUUUUUUGUGGUAAAGAUUAAUUUAAAUGGAAAACCAAACACAGCCUGCUCUGCAUCUGUGUCCUUUGCAACAUCUGGAUUUCAGUCUCUCUAAACACUUGAAAUGCACUUUAAUGGUGAAACCGGGGUGAACAUCAAAGUUGUAGUAGAACUAAUAGUGUAAUUAUAUAUGAUACUGUAAAAAUAUGUCUGUGUGUGUUGUAGUUAAGUAACUUUUAAUGUGUAUUUACAAUCAAACAAUAAAGAGAAACUUGUAUUA